UUAAGUACAUGUCAUAGUAAAGUUUUAGAUCAAUUUAUUUUGCAAAUUUACUUAACGUCAUGUCGUUGUACUCGUAAAGAAAACAAGAAUGGAGUGGAUAAUACGCGUUGAUUUCGCAGGGCUAUUUCCAUGGAAAGGAUUUUCCGUCUGGAUUAUACGGGUACUGUGGUUUGCGUUAGUGCGUAGGAACGCCUGUUAUAAUGUAGACACAGAACAACCGUUGAUUUUUGUUGGAAAAUCUGAUUCUUAUUUUGGAACAACUGCUGAAAUUGUUGCCGAUUCCCAAAAAUGGAUUCUCGUUGGUGCAACAAAAGACAAUUUCACCGAAAGACCAGAGAUCCCAUUUCCUGGCAAUGUGUACGCAUGCCCAGUUGAUUUUCUUAACGUCGAAUCAAAUUGCACAGUUCUACCCAAUUUAAGAACACCAGAAACUAAUGCUAAUGAAUCAGCUGGCGUUUUUGAAGAAGCAGAUCAAAUGUUGGGGGCCAGUAUAAUUGUCCCGGAGGAUUCGACGAAACCUAUCAAGAUUUGUGCCCCAAACUGGAAGAAUUUGCGUUUCUUUAAACCAGGUGAUGACAACUCGUACCAAGUGACCGGAAAUUGUUUUGUUUUGAAUGACAGAUCAGAUCUAAUAAACACCGCCAAGAUCCACAGAUUCCGGAUACCUCAGGAUGACCUUGAUUUCUACAAAGCACCUCUUAUAGGGUUUUCCAUUUCCGACACAAAGAUACCAGUUUUUGACACCCUUUAUGGCGCCCCUAAUACUGGAAGGAGUUCCACAGGGGGUCUAUUGGCAAAGAAUGACGGGCUUAUACCAAACGCAAGAAGUAUGAAAUUAGAAGUAGAGAGAUCAAAGGUCAUACAGGACACUUAUUUAACUGGGUCACUAUUUGGAUACAGUAUCGCACCCGGUAAUUUAGGAGGCGUUUCGACACAAUCAAGAUCUUUUUAUUUUGUUGUUGGCGCUCCUGGAUUCAGCAACAAGAAUGGAGUUAUUGGCGCUUUUUCAGUGUUGCAAUUCGGAACCUUUUCACAAGUCAAACAGAUUGAAGGAAUGCAGGUUGGAGGUGGAUUUGGUCAGACACUCUGUAUUGCUGAUGUAAAUGGUGAUAAUAAUGAUGAGAUCCUGGUCGCGGCACCAAAUUGGUUUUCUGUGGGUGACCAAGGAAAUCAAGUGACCUAUGACGUCGGAGCCGUCUACGUAUAUUAUGGCACUGGAUCGUCUUCGAUAAUUGAAGACACAGCACAAGAGAUACGUGGUUCCGUUGUACGAUUUUCAAGAUUCGGAACUGCAAUUGCUAAUAUUGGAGAUAUAAACAAAGAUGGAUACAAUGAUAUAGCUAUUGGAGCACCAUUUGAGAACACCAAGGGAGCUGUCUAUAUUUUCAAUGGCGGAAGGACUAGAUUAGAAGACGUUUACUCACAGAAAAUAACAGGAUCCAAUAUAAAGCCAGGUCUUCAAGGAUUUGGAUGGUAUAUAUCAAGAACAGCAAAGGAUUUAGAUGACAAUAUGUAUAAUGAUUUCGUUGUUGGAGCAUACAGGUCAGACACUGCUAUAUUAUUGAGGACUAGAAAUAUUGUUGAUGUCAACUGUGAAAUUUCAUACAAACCAGAACCAAUCCCUCUGAACUCCAGUGGAACAUUCUGCCAUGCAGACAGUGAUUUUAACCCUUGUUUCAAUGUAUCAGUUUGCUUCAAUUUCACUGGAGAAGGAAUUAACAAUACGAAAAUUGAUUUUACUAUUUCUAUCGACGCAAAUGAAACAAGAAAAAGGGCAGCAAUGAUAAAUGGAAGUCACACAAAUGAAGAAAUAACUGUCCGUGACUUCACAAUCUUUUCCUUUAAAACCAGUUGCUAUUCCCUGCAACUCAUGGUACCGACCAUCGAUAGGAGGUUUUUCCAAAUCAUUGAUAGACCAAUUUCCCUCAGAGUUGAUUAUACAAUAAGCAACACUACUAAUCCCCGGACGGUAAAAGCCAUUUUGAAAAGGGAUGUAACUCCAACAUUCUUUGGUCAGGCAAGGUUUGACACUGACUGCACGGGAGAUGCCGGAGUAUGUUUGUCAAAUCUGAACCUGGAAGUAAACCUUGAUAAAGGAAUAGUUCUAAUUGGAAAUGAUACCACUUUACAGAUGAAAGUAUAUCUUAAAAACUAUGGCGAGCCGUCCUUGAAAACUUUUCUUAGAAUUAAUUAUCCAGCUGCAAUCAGAUCUAAUAAAAUUGAUGUUAACCCUCCUUCGGACAUGUCUUGUUUGCCGAGAAAUAAUGGUAGUUCUAUAGAUUGUGAAAGUGAAACUACUCUUUAUCAGCGCAUGGUCAUACAACUAGACAUUUUGUUUGAAGUUUCCAAAGCAGCAAUGGAAAUUGAUUUAGGUUAUGUAUCAACACCAAGCCUCGUUUUCAAUGUGACGGCAUUUACCACCAAUGAUACUAACAUUAAUGAUAACACAGUAAUUGAAAAUAUCGAAGUGGCUGCUUUUACCAGGACAACCUUGCAAGUAUCUACCUCCGAUGAACAAAUAACCGCCACUGAGAGCAGUAUACAGUUUUCAAACACUUACCGACUCUUCAACGAAGGCCCUUGUGUCAUAGAAAAGGUGGAUAUUCAGUUUUUUAUUCCUGUCAGUACCAAAGACAAAAUCUUCAUCAAAAAAGGCGAUGUUAAGGUACAAAACAAAAACAUAAAAGAUUCUUGUAAACUGGUGUAUUACCCCAGCAAGGAUACAGGAACGACUACUCAGAACCCAGUGCCAGGAAGAAGUACGAUCCGGUACAACACAUCUGGAAUAAAUGUCAUAUCCCUGGACAGCCAGAUAGGCACUGAUCUUCACUUACAUCCCGUCCCAGAUAUUUCUGAAAAUUCUCAAUAUAUUUUCUGUGAUAGAAGAGAUGGCCCCUACAUGUGUGCAGUUGUUUUGUGUACAUUGAGUAUGGUCAAGCCUGUGGACAAGGAUAAUAGAACAUUUGUAAUACCGUUUGACAUAGUUGUGGAUGAACUACCAAAGUUACAAAAGGGGAAAUCUUUCUUUACCUUUGUUACACGUGGACAUGUGCUCCCCACCAAACAAUCAACCGUGCCGUUAGUUCUAAAGAAAAAUGUAUCCGAAGAGGUAUCUAUAUCCAUUCUUUUUCCUGACUCUUUCACACAAGAUGUGGAGAAGGUGGACUUGACAAUAAUUAUCGGAGGCAGUGUUGGAGGGCUCGUACUAUUCAUUUUGCUAGGACUGCUCUUAUGGAAGUGUGGUUUUUUCAAAAGAGAGAAAAGAAAACAGGUUGAAGAAUAUAAACGGAAAACUCGCUACAGCAUGCGGAAGAGCAGAAUGGCUUCCGUACGAAGUGCAAAAAGCGGUGCUGGGUCAAUUCGUUCUAAAGUGCCAGACGAGGAAAAAAAACUAAACCAAAAAUUUGAUGAAAUGAAUGAUGCAAAUUUCACUACAUGAUAUAGUUGUUUUUAAAUGCCAAAUCACAUUCUUCGUAACAUUUAGUGCAGGAAUUAGCAAACAAGAAGAUCCAAGCUUUACAGAAAAUGGAAUAAGCAGAGUGCAUUGCUGAAUAAAGCCCGCAGCUUAAAGAGAUACAUGUAUUCAUGCUUUCAGUAUUUUUAACUGUUAGAUGCAAUGAGUUGGAACAAACACAAUGGACAUUUGUCAAUCUCUCAUACAAUCAAUCUUUUUUGUACAUUUACUCUAUUGUUGACUUUUUACUGGACUGCCAACUACGCUUUUAAAUAAAGAAAUCAUUUUUUUUA
Saccostrea echinata is the source of this 3747-nucleotide messenger RNA. RefSeq names its product integrin alpha-4-like. Bases 89 to 3439 code for a protein of 1116 amino acids. The record is from RefSeq and is a predicted model, not a curated record. Lineage: Eukaryota; Metazoa; Mollusca; Bivalvia; Ostreida; Ostreidae. Gene Ontology annotation, biological process: cell adhesion mediated by integrin; cell-matrix adhesion; cell-cell adhesion. Gene Ontology annotation, molecular function: integrin binding. Gene Ontology annotation, cellular component: integrin complex; external side of plasma membrane. The transcript has 21 exons.